UUUUUAAAUCGCUAAAAAAAACUUUAGCGUCACAACAGAGGCGUUAAGUUUCUUUUUUAUACAAAUGACCAAAGAAAAUAACUUGAAAAUGUCAGAAAAUAUUUCAAAAUACGAAAAAAAUAGUUUAGACAUAUCGAAGAUUUUAACAGACGAAUGCAUAUUGCGACUAUUUGCAUUUCUUGAUCUAAAAACCUUAUCAAGUGUAAAUCAAAUGUGCAGACGUUGGUACUACAUAAGUAAAGAUAAAUCUCUAUGGAGGUCAGUCGAUUUCAGCCCCUAUAAAAUCACGUUUGAAGAACCAGCAUUUGAGAACUUUACUAAAAAAAAUCUUAAGGAUACAAUAAAACUUAACUUAGGAAGCUUGUACGUUACGUCUAAAAUGCUUAGAUCAAUUGCAGACAAUUGCCACAAGCUAAGUAUUCUUUUGUUUGGGCGGAGCUGUGUAGCUGAAAUUAAAAAACGCCGACGCAAAUCAUUUUUCGCAAAAAACUUACAAACUUUAGACUUACGUUCAUCCUUAGGCAGUUUUGAAUUUUUAGUCGACGUAGAUCAAAAGUUUCCUAACAUAACUAAUAUUGGAAUUGGUCCAAGAAGCUUCGGCAGAUACAAGCUUCCCUACAUAUUUUCAAAACUAACAAACGUUAGGAUUAUUGAUUUCACUAACUGCUUAGAAAUAGACGAUAAUGGAAUUAAUGUACUUGCAACAAAUUGCCAGAAAAUCGAGUCAAUUUGUUUAAUUGGUUGCCGCCAUGUUUAUGGAAAAUCUUUUGCUUGUCUAUUGCGCAACUGUCAAAACCUUAAAACACUACUUAUUAGGUAUCUUAAAAUUAACGACGAUAUAUUUGCACAAAAAAUAUGGGAUGGCUGUGUUAUUGAAGAACUAGACCUAUCAGCAUGUCCUCGAAUCACAUGGCAAGGCCUCUUUGCUCUAUUAGCUCAACUAAAGCAUGUACAUUAUUUAAAUUUAUCUUAUUGCGGAGAAGGGCGCGCAGUUAAUGAUAUAGUACUUUCACAAAUGGUAAAUUCAGGAAUGUCAACUAAACUACGUAUGGUUGAUUUGCGUUGGAGUUUUCACAUAUCACCUAACGCUCUCGGAAACUUUCUUACAAAGUGCAAACAUCUAGAAAAAUUUGGUAUUUAUCAAUCUUUCCAAAUAACCGCAGAUAACAUUGCUGACUUUUUGAUUCAUUUGCCAUCAAUUAAAAUACUAGAGUUUGGUGGUUCCUAUCAACAAGAACUUAAUCGCUCUCAUUUAAUACCAAUGCUACUGAAAACAGCAAAAAACCUUGAAGUACUUUCACUAAUUAACUUUACUUCGACUAACCUCAUUGAAGAUUAUAAAAAUAUUAAAACACUAAUCACCACUAAAUCUAAACUGACGAGAAUCAACUUUUGCGACAGUUCUCCUGAAUUGGUUAAAAUAGCAAAAGAAAUAGCUCAAGGGGUUAAGCAAAUCAAAAUCACUGUUAAAUGGGAAUGCGCACUACCGCCACCUGUUAUUACCCUAGAUUCUAUUUUAAAUAUUUAAAAAACCGAUAUUUUUUAAAACCAUUUUGAUAUGUAAAG
Molecule: messenger RNA, 1566 nt
Organism: Hydra vulgaris (swiftwater hydra)
Lineage: Eukaryota; Metazoa; Cnidaria; Hydrozoa; Anthoathecata; Hydridae
Product: F-box/LRR-repeat protein 20-like
Biological process (GO): SCF-dependent proteasomal ubiquitin-dependent protein catabolic process
Cellular component (GO): SCF ubiquitin ligase complex
Molecular function (GO): protein binding
Source: RefSeq, a predicted model, not a curated record